Mercenaria mercenaria is the source of this 5821-nucleotide messenger RNA. RefSeq names its product dopamine receptor 2-like. Gene Ontology annotation, molecular function: G protein-coupled receptor activity. The record is from RefSeq and is a predicted model, not a curated record. Bases 1581 to 3044 code for a protein of 487 amino acids. The transcript has 2 exons. Gene Ontology annotation, cellular component: membrane. Gene Ontology annotation, biological process: adenylate cyclase-activating adrenergic receptor signaling pathway. NCBI's taxonomy places the organism in Eukaryota, Metazoa, Mollusca, Bivalvia, Venerida, Veneridae.
UUUAGUAUUUUGAUAUAGAGCUAAUUCUGAAAUCGAUUUGUUCGACAGCAAGGAUUAUACAAAAACAUUCAAUAAAAUAAAGUGUAUUAUCUACCCAAGUGUACGUUUGACCUUUUGUACAAUACGACUGUAAGCUAUCCCAUCUAAUAUAGAUAUUUCAUCCACGAUAUAGUUAAAUUGGAUUGCACCUGUUUGAUUAAAAUGUAUACAAAUGUUUAAUUCAAUUGAAAUACUGGAAAUAAGUUACAUGUAUUGCAAAAUGUCUUCAGACUACUAAACGAACAAUCAAUGGAUUAACAGAUCUGUGCGCGUAAACACAACAAUAUACAAUAGCAUUUAAAUUGAUGGAAUAGGUUAAUUAGACAGAGGAUUUUUGCGAUAUUUGAUAUUUCUUAGAACAGAGGCGGCACCAUUCCAGAAUAUCAUUACAGACGCUACAGUUAUAUUAAUCGGAAAUUUGAUUUCAACAUACUUAAUGUCAGGGAUCCCUGUCAUUGACAUAUUAGUCAACUUGGACUGAAUACAACUGAUUGCCAGCGCAUGGAGGGAUUUGAUUGUCAUUUUCGUGUUUUAAUUCAUUAAGCCGAAGUAUUUGAAUGGAUAUGAAUGUGAACCCUUGAAGGACUUUUAAAAAGACAGUUAUUUUCAAAAGAAAAUAGAGGAAUACAACGACAAAAACAGUUUAACAAUCAUAACACAUCAUAUGUCGUUAUACUCGUUUCUGGCAAAGUUAAAGGUCAAUUAAUUGAGAUUAAAGAUCCCCCACACUUAAGACUGUGUGCUUCACUUUAUGAUAUGUCAAAUAUAGUUCUAGAAAUAUAAAAAGUUUUUAAAAAAGGAAAUAAAAUCACUGCUUUUGCACAAUUUGGUCGACCAACUUAACAUUUUGGUACUUACUGACAGUGCAGAAAAGUAAAAAUGGUAUGUCUCUCGGAACUGUCAUUCCAGGAGAUCUUUGGAAUAUAAGAGUACAUUAAAACUGAAAGGCAAUUAUUCCGAUAGAAAAGAAACAUAACAAUUAAACGCGUAAAACAACACGGAAAGUGUAACUCAGAUACACCCAGGAUAUGGAAAUAAGAAAGGCAGAUUAUCAAACUUGGUAAUUAUCUAUAUGAAACAGAAUACUUCGAUCUUCGACAGCAGAAAUGAUGUCAUUUAAUGAAAUCUAAAUAAUCCAGUGAUAUAUUGUGCCAACGGAAGUGUCAUAAUUUCACAAUAGAUGCAGUGGGUAAAUUAUUCCACACGAUAUUAUUUAUGUUGUUAAGCUAUCAAAGCAAUUGCUCAAAUUUCGAAUAAUAACAUGAUUUCCUAGAUCUAAAUCAAAAAUAUCAGAAUAGGAACGCGUUUAUUUAUUCUUUGCAACCAAUAAAACGUAAUGUUAUUUGGCUUUUAUUAGAAAAAUAACGAUAAAACCGUUUCAGAGAUUAGGCAGCUGUUUAGAGCGCUAUGAAUAACCUUAAAUGCAUUGUGAAUAACUGUACAUUUGGCAGGAUUUAUAUCCAGUAUAUAUAUUGAAUGUAACAUUCUGACCUUGUGAAACUUCGACAGAAACAGAAAUAAUAACAGGAGACAAGAUAUUCAUGAAAACCCUUGGAAGUAAUAAAUCUCAUUUAGUUUUCAUAUUGCGAGAACAAAGCACUGCAUUGUUAAGCAACUUUACAACUCCAACAAUAUUUUUGUCAAAUAGCUACAGCAUCGAAAGUUAUGAACACAUUUUACCAAUGUUUGCCAACACGACAGAAGCGACUGAUGAAAUUGUAGCGGACCAAAAACAUCCAGUGAUAGGAGUCGUGCUGGCCAUGUUCUCCUUUAUAACUGUCCUAGGUAACAUGCUCGUCAUCACGGCUGUUAUAAAAGAACUUUAUCUACGUACAGUAACUAACUACAUGAUUGUCUCGCUAGCCAUCGCUGACGUGAUGGUUGGAGGGAUUGUUAUGCCGUUCAGUAUUAGCUUUGAAUUAAAUAAUCAAGUUUGGCAUUACGGGACAGAAUGGUGUGAUCUGUGGCAUUCCUUUGACGUUCUCGGUAGCACGGCCUCUAUUUUAAACCUAUGCAUUAUUUCCCUUGAUAGGUACUGGGCAAUUACUGACCCUAUUGCAUAUCCGACUCGAAUGUCGCCUUGCAGAGUAUCAAUUUUAAUCACUUUUGUGUGGCUAUGCUCUGCAGGGAUAUCUUUUCCAGCUAUCGCAUGGUGGAAGGCGGUCACUCCGCCGGGCCUGCCAAGCACUUCAUGUGUUUUCACUGAAGAUAGUGCAUAUUUGAUAUUUUCCUCGAUGGUUUCAUUUUAUUUUCCAACAGUUGUCAUGAUAUUUGUGUACAUACAGAUUUACCGAGCAGCUCGAAACCAACGCAAAAGUAUAGAAACAGGUACCAAAGUUUUAACAUCAAAUCGGCUGUUUGGCCCAAGUGGUGUAAUGACGUUACGUAUCCACAGGGGUGGUAUGGCUAAACUACGUUCUCCAAGUACUACGCCUGAAUUGUCUCCAUUUAAGAAACAAAGUGAUAGUGACGAGGAAGAUACGGAAAUAACGUCAGGUAUGACGUCAAACCAUCAAACACCUAUACAUAGUGGUAAUCAUGAAAUACAUUCGCAUGAAAACAAUGAACAUGAUCACUCAAAUCAGCACCACAAUCAAAGACCAAUGAAAUUCAUAACGAAGAGGCUUAGACAUUUAGCAUUAAGCAAAAAAUUAUCGAAACUUGCCAAGGAGCAAAAAGCGGCGAAAACACUCGGUAUAGUUGUUGGUGUUUUUAUCAUUUGUUGGCUUCCGUUUUUUGUGACAAAUGUGUUGCUUGGAAUAUGUGGUGAAUGUGUGCGCAAACCAGAAAUUAUUAUGCCUAUAUUUACUUGGUUUGGAUAUAUUAAUUCAGGUGUAAAUCCAAUCAUUUAUGCAUUAUCAAUGAGAGAUUUUCGUAGGGCGUUUGGGAGAAUCAUUUUUUGUUGUUGUCCAAAGUACAGAUUUUACCAGACAAGAAGACGGCAAAAGACAUAUAGACACAGUAAUGUGACGACAUCAAGUUUUAUCGGUUCUGCUCUACUGUAGUGUUUUAAAAGUACAUAUUUAACAUAUUAUAAUAAAUUCGCCACUGUUUUAACAUGAUCUUUUCGACAAGAAGAAUUUCUUUUUCAGCAUAUUCGUAUAAACAGUAUUGAAAUUUGGAGGGAUGCAUAUGUUAAACACUUAGUUCUCAUUAGUGCGUCAUGCAGAUUAUACUAAUAAACAAAAUAACUAGGCGCAAAUGCUUUUCCAUCUCUAUCUAAUACAAAAUAACAGGUAUGAAUUAACAAAUACUAACGGUUAUAUAUCAAAUUAACCGGCAUAUGAUUGUUAGCCCCUACAUAAAAUAUCAGCAGGAAAUAAAUUUAUAUAACAUAAGACGAUCGGGUAACACAUUAUGAUUCCAGGAGAAUUAGGUUAACAAUGGGGAACAUUAGUCAGUUACUUCCCCUGAUAAUGUCCAAGAAGUAGGUUGGUCCUUCCUCUGUUUUUAUCGUGGACUGCUUUGUAAUUUUCAAAAGCAAUAUCUAUACUAAAUUUCAUUGGAUUGAAAAAUGAUCAAGGACAGGUUAUCUUUUAGUGGUCCUCUGCUAAAUUUAGGUUUGAAUAAUCAUUUUUAUUCAGAAACUUACACAUAAAAAGCAUAUUUAUUUUGACCAACCGCAACAUCUUGGAUAAAGGUUAUAACGAAAAAGUCAGAGGAAUCCAACUGACAGGGACCAAUGUAAUAUUUGGUUAUCCUUGCACUUUAUCAUAAAACUUUUCAAGGGAAGUAACAAGCCAAUGUUCCUCAUCAUGUGUUGAAGAUAUGUAACUGAAUGAGGUGUACAGUAAUAUAUGAGUCUAGGUAAAAAAAACACCAAUGAGCCGUGGAAACCUUUGCCCGUGUUGUAAACAUUUUAAUGCUACAGCGUAGACUCGGAUUUUAAAAUAUUUAAUUUUCUUUUUGGCAUCAUUAUUAUCAAAUAAGUACCGAUUAUAAAGGUACUUCACAAUAACGUGACUUCGAAAAUGCCAACGUUUUAGCAGUUGAAAUUCUUAUUAAAGGCACUGACCUCCAGAUUUUUGCUAAAAAUGGUAUUUCUUUAACGUUGAAGUUUGGUCAUAUUAUGAACAUUAGAAUAUAAGGUUUUGUUUCUAAAUCAUCUUGAAAAUGCCAAAUCAAGAAAAUAAAGAUGCCUGAGUCGGGAAUCGAACCGGAACCGCUGGGGCAAUAAAAAACUUUCCCGCUGUGUUUACCAAUACACCGCGGAGGAAUAUGUAUUUAACGAUUGUUAAAUAUAUAUAUUUAUAAUAAAAACAGUUUACCUCCAAUAAAGCGUUACAAACGCUUUUCAAUUUUCAGUUUAAAAAUUACUGAAAACAACUAAUUCUCACAUGCUUCCACAACAUAUAGUCAGUAAUUAAGUUUCAAAGAUUUCUUAAGAAAUAUAGCAUUAAUUUCCUGAUACCUAGAUAUUUCCCUUUUUUUUGUUAUCGUACAAUUUUGAGGUCAGUGCCUUUAAAUAUGAGAACUAGAACUAGAAUAGUUUGCAUAUUUGAUUUUAAGCAUAAGAUUCACACUUUGUGUAAUAUCACUGUCUGUUCAAACCAUAUGAUAGGUGCGUUCGUUAUUCGUUCGGUUCUGUCAAAGUUGUCUACGUUUUACCGUGAUAAAAAAUUUGUUCAGUGAAUUCUAAUUUAAUAAUAUAUAUUACACUUUCUAUAAUAAAUGUUUUAUAUCAUAAAGAACAUUGACAACAAUUUAACAUGGGUAAGAUAAAUCGUAAGUUGACAGGACAUUACUCAACAUCUUGGAUACACUAUCUAGGCAAUCGUACCUCUUCGUGCAGGCUUGCACAGUAUCAGUUUCCUUGAAUAAUUGUUAAAUAUAAUGCAAUACUAAUGAUAUUAUACUCAUUCUCAAAUCUCAGAGAUUGGUAAUGUGAACUUUUUAAAUUCAGAACAUCUUGAUUAGGUUUGUAUUUAUUGUUUGUAUUGUUGUUAACCAUUUUGUUACAAUUAAUUUUUGACUUUAUUUGUAAAUGUAUUACUAUGAAACAGGAUACGAAAGUUUGCAUAAAAUAAAUACCAUAAAACAGGACAUGAAAGUUUGCAUAAAACAAAUAUUUCCAUGCACAAUAUUUGUAACACUACAUUUUUCUUUUCGAACUUUUAUUUUGCUUAAUUCAUACUAUGGGAUGUAUACAUUUUUGCCAUUAUAUCAACAUAAAUUAAGAAAUUUUGAAAUUUCAAAAAGAUCCUCCUACCACAUUCAGACUUUUGGAAUAUUGUACAUUGUAUCUUGUGUAUCUGGGCCUUGAAAUAUUAUCCACAUUUGAUGGAUUAAACAGUGAAAGUGAAGUUAAUUGCAUAUUUAUUAUAUACGGUGAGUCAUACCGAGUACAACAAUUACCAGUUAUCUAAAAGGAAAAUGUAUGCUGCUCAUCGUGGAUGGUAUAAAUCCUAGAUACCAUAAAUAACAAUUUGUCCUGCAAAACGUAUGAAUUAUGGCAUACAAAUGUGUUCAACAAUAAUGAUAACAUUAUCUUACAUUAUUGAUGGAGCUUGAGACUAGUUAACAAAACGAUUUAUAAAGACACAUGCAUAAAUCAAAUUGUAGUGAUCUCAUUUCAAAACAUUAUGUUUUACAUUUUAGAACAUAGCACCAUGCUAUGUACGUUUUGAUUUUCGAUAACACCUUGAUGUACAAGUAACAUAAUAAAUUUGGAGUCAGUAAUGAAGAAACUGAGUACAUGUCCAUCUUAAUGUCAUUGUUUAGAGGGCAUGUGAACUGAAUGUCUGAUAUACUCAGUACCAGAGCAAUUAUAUAUUAAUAUAUU